AUGGCUUAUCAAAGGUUCUUUGCUGGUAUAACCAGAACUCAAUUAGAGACAUUCAAGUUCGGUUUUUGUCUUUUAACACCUAUUGCUGUUAUGUACUAUGUUGGUCUUAACCCAGAGAGAAAAUUCAAUCUUCCAGGUUACUGGCCAGAUCCUGAAACUUUGAAUCAAGUUCCUAAAGAGCCUCAUGAAAUCCAAGCUGAAGUUGCUAGGAUAAGAAGAAUGAGGAUGGAAAAGAGAAAAAGAUUGGAAGCUAAAGCUAGAGAACUAGGUAUCGAUCUAGAUGAUGAAGAUAGUGCUAAAGAGCUUAAGUAG
Messenger RNA from Hyphopichia burtonii NRRL Y-1933, 312 nucleotides. It is a transcript of the gene PET100, whose product is annotated as Pet100p. The record is from RefSeq and is a predicted model, not a curated record. Bases 1 to 312 code for a protein of 103 amino acids. Gene Ontology annotation, cellular component: mitochondrion; mitochondrial inner membrane. The transcript is spliced from 2 exons. Lineage: Eukaryota; Fungi; Ascomycota; Pichiomycetes; Serinales; Debaryomycetaceae. Gene Ontology annotation, biological process: mitochondrial respiratory chain complex IV assembly.